ACAAGCGGAAACGGAAGCAGAAGUGAGCGCCGGCUUGUUUAGGUGUCUAGUUACGUUAGUUAGUUAAAUUGGUGUGAGGUAAAAACACUUUAAUGCCUCCAAAAUGCCAUCCGAAAGUCUACGAUUUGAGACUUUAGAAGCCCUGAAAAACUCUCCGAAGGGGAAACUCAAAUACAGUCCAGACUGGCUGGAAAAAGGGGAGGAUAUUCUGGCGGGCUGUGUCGAGGUGUCCAGUCUGUCUCGUCUCUCAGGACAGAUUCUGAAGAGACUGAGUCCUCGUCCGCUGCUUAAGACCCGCUCUCUGUCCUCAUGUGUUCGAGAUACGAGUCCCGAGAUUUCACGAGAUCUUGCUUCAGCUCCCAUCAGUCCCAGACAGAUCUCAUCUCCCAUUCACGCUGAGGAGGAUGAGCAGAAAGCGGAAGGAAUACAGGAGGAUUCUGUUGUGAGUCCUGUAGCAAGCUCACCUCCGGCGAUUUCCGUCCUGUCUCCCAGAGCCACACAGAUGGCCGGCUGCAUCCUCAUGUGUGAGCACAAACACAAGGCCAGAGCAAAGGCUGAGCUGAGUCUCAGACAGGAGCAGCAGGAGCGGCUGGUGGCCAGCGUCUCUAUCUGUGAGUCUGAGCAGCUCAAACGUUACGAGGAACUAAUGGAGCUCAAACAGAGACAGGAGUACCAGAGUAUGAGAGACAUGAUGGAGAAAGAGACACAGGAGAGUCUCGGUCGACAGGAGAAGCUGCGAGAGGAACACAGACACAGAAUGAAAAUCUCGAACCUGCGUCUGCGGGAGGCGGAGCAACAGCGUCUGCGGGAGGCGGAGCUUGAGCGUCAGCGGCAGGUGGAGGGCAGAGAGCGGCACAGAGCCAUCAACGCCAUACAGGAGGAGGUGCUACAGCUCAACCAGCUCCUACAGCCACGCCCCUCCACGCAUACAGACCCCGCCCUUGACCACACCCCCUACAUCACCCGCGGGAACCAGCUCUGCUCGCAGGUCUCCGAGGUGGUGCCAUCCUCUGCAGAUGGUCAGUUUCCCAGCGUGGAGGAUUUGACCGUGGCGGAGCGAGCGCUACAGGAAAUGAGGUCACUAGUCAGAAACCUACAGGGCGAGGUGGCACAGGCUGCCAAGAGGAAGGAGCAGGAGGAAGAGGAGGAGAAGAAGAAGAGACACGAGGAGCUGAAAGCAAAGCAAGAGGAGCAAAAGAAAACUGCAGCGCUGUCCGCCAAAGAGAAACCCAAGAAAGAGGGUCUUCAGACAGGAGCAGAUGAGAGCACUUUGAAGUGGUACAGCGUGCUGCAGGAAGCGGCCAGUCAGUGCGCUCAGGCGUUUGAUGAGAUCAGCAGAGCUAAAGACACGCAGACGAAGAAAUUAAAAAUGGAGCUGCAGAAGGCAGCAACCACACCUGUGAGCCAGAUCGCAAACAUCUCAGGUGCGCCGCUGAAGGAGGCCUUUGAGAAGAUUGAUAAACUGUUGUCCAACUGUCCGGUGACGUCCGCUGGAAAGACCAUCUCUACGUCCCAGCAUCCUCAGGGGCUGGAGUUUGUCAGUUAUAAACUGGCAGAAAAGUUUGUGAAACAAGGAGAAGAGGAGGUGGCGUCCAAUCAUUCGGCUGCGUUCCCCAUCGCCGCUGUGGCCUCAGGCAUCUGGGAACUGCAUCCUAAAAUUGGAGAGCUUAUACUCGCCCACCUCCACAAGAAGUGCCCAUACGCUGUGCCACACUAUCCACCGAUGGAGCGAGGCACGUCUGUGGAGGAUUACCAGAAGAUUCUGGGAUACCGUGUAGAUGACUCCAAAGUGGAAGGGCAGGACAGCUUUCUGAAGAGAAUGUCAGGAAUGAUUCGUCUCUAUGCAGCAAUAAUCCAGAUGAGAUGGCCUUAUACCGGCAAACAAGGGCCUCAUCCUCACGGUUUGAAUCACGGCUGGCGCUGGCUCGCACAAAUCCUCAACAUGGAGCCACUCGCUGACAUCACAGCUACUAUUCUUUUCGACUUCCUGGAGGUCUGUGGAAAUGCCUUGAUGAAACUAUAUCGAGGGCAGUUCUGGAAACUGAUAUUGCUUAUUUAUGAAGAAUACUUCCCUAGGAUCGAAGCGGUCACCAGCACCGGUCAGAUGGGCUCUGUCACCAGACUUAAACAGUUUCUCGAGACAUCUUUAAGAACAAAGCAGAUUCCUGUUCCAAAGAGCGAGCUUGGCUCCGCCUUCUUCAGCUCCUGAUUGGUGGAAAUACACCUGACAAAUGUGUCAAUCCUAGACUGAGAUGAAGUAGAAAAAGCCAAUACUGUUUAAAGAACGCAUGAGUGUUGAUGUAUUUUUUCUCAUAUAUAGGCUUUAUUUAAUAGAGCAUCAUGCCAUCUUCAUUUAAGCAUGUAAGAACUCCUUUAAUUUGUUUUUAAUACAUGUUGGUGUCUUAAUCUAUCCAUCCGAUCUCGAAUUUAUGAAAAUUAUUCACAUUUUAGACAAAUGAUUGUUAACAGGUAUUAGUUUACCCCAAAUAUAAGCCUUAUUUUCAAUAUGAUGAUGGAGUGUGAUCUCAUGUGCGUACAUUAGGAUGAAAUGUACUGUAUGUUGAUGCAGAUAUUUAUGACUUUAUAUUACAUAAGGAUUAAAUUGAGUACACCAAGUGUA
This is a messenger RNA of Carassius carassius (crucian carp), 2620 nucleotides long. Its product is annotated as mRNA export factor GLE1-like. Gene Ontology annotation, molecular function: inositol hexakisphosphate binding; phospholipid binding; translation initiation factor binding. Gene Ontology annotation, biological process: poly(A)+ mRNA export from nucleus; regulation of translational initiation; regulation of translational termination. The record is from RefSeq and is a predicted model, not a curated record. The transcript is spliced from 16 exons. The coding region runs from base 104 to 2209 and encodes 701 amino acids. Gene Ontology annotation, cellular component: cytoplasm; nuclear pore; nuclear pore cytoplasmic filaments. Lineage: Eukaryota; Metazoa; Chordata; Actinopteri; Cypriniformes; Cyprinidae.